AUGUCCCCCAAGGCCGACUCCUCCUCCGACGACCGCAGGGCAUCCUCCGCCAGCCCGCCCUACCCCCCGCCGCCCGCCCGCCGCACGUCCUCCAAGCCCAAGUCCGCCAGGCAGCAGUUCUCGGCGUGCGGCGCCUGUCGCAUGCGCAGGGUGCGAUGCGACCUCAAGGACCUCCAGGCCGCGGCCCUCGACGGACAGCUCAUCGCGUGCUCAAACUGCAGAGAGCGGGGUCUCAAAUGCGUAGACGAGUUUGCCCAGGUCAAGGCAGUCAAGCUCCUCCGCAGAGGCAGACGCCUCCAGCAGGUAGAGGCCGUGUACGGCAAGGUGCAGCAGAGCGACUCGCAUCCCAUGAACCUCCUCGCGGGACACACCAUCGCCGUCUCACAGACGUCCCUGUGCGCGAUCCCCAAGCUGAAGCCCGAGUUCUUCAGCUCGCCCUUCUUCAGAGCGUUCAGCAUGCAGCGACCCAUUCUGGAUCCCUUGGAAUUCACUUCGCGGUACUUCGAGUACAGCAAAGGCAACCCAGAUGCAUUGGGAACCGCUGGUCAGCUCAUCGCCAUGGUCCUCGUGGUGUGGGCAAACAGCUUCGGCCUUGAUGAAGCCGGCAACCCUAUGGAGUCUGAAGCACCUCUCUUGUCCCCCUCCCUUCCUCACGCCACCAACAAUUCGGCAUCCGCAUCUGGACAUGCCUCUGAGCGCUCGUCAGCGUCCCCUGGAGCUGAAGCCCCGGGUGGCAACUUGUAUCUCAACACCGACGACCUCUCGCUUCGCGGUAUCGAGCAACGAUAUGACGCUAUACGAAGGAGGAAGGACAGGACGAACGACAUGCUCCGAGAGAUCCUGAGAUUAAUCGACGUAUGUGGUAUACUGCGGAAACCGUCUUGGGACGGCGUCAGGGUCCUGCUGCUUGUAUUACCACUGACCGUCGAUAUGCAGCCCCCCAUGGAACGCCUCACGAUGUACGAGUCAACCCUCAGCCAGAUAUACACCCUGUGCAGUCUCUCGCCACCUGCUCCGGUACACAGUGGCCAGGGUGAAUAUAUCGACGCUCUAGUCCGGGCGCGAAUAUUCUGGUACGCCUACGCGCACGAGGGCAUUACGACUGGGCUGAAAGGCGGACGACUGUACCUAUCGGAAGAUGACCUCGAUGCGUUUCAAGCGACGCUGCCGCCCCUCCCGCUGUCCACUCACUCCCCGUCCUCCACGCCCCAUUCGCCGACCAUGCCGUCUCCUCCACCACUCACCCGCACCUCGCUGACCUACACCGUCCACUAUCACUACGGCGCCGUGCCUCUACGGGUGUCCAACGCGUGCCGCCUUGUGCAUGCAGCUCUAACUGGUCCUAGGGCCCGACAACGAGGCGAGAUAGACGAGAGUUCGGUGCGGGAGGCAUGGGAGAUGCUCGACACUGCAUGGGAGGAGCUCGAGACGCUCAAGUCCCCUACCGCAGGCUCCAUGGGUGUCCUGUCCAGAGAUGAAGUGCUUCGGUUUGUGUAUGGAUGGCAGAUAUACAUAUUCGAGUGUCACAAUGUUAUUCGCGAAGCGCUGAAGCAGCGUCUCGUUGCACUGUCAUCCUCGUCCUCCGGCAGUGGAUACCCAUCCUCCUCAUCACUCCAAUACGACAAGGCUGGACGUCUACACACACUCGCGACCCAGAAGUGCCAUUAUUUAGUGCGGAGCGUAGUCCAAAUUAUGAAGAACAACCUGGGCACGACGUUCUUCGAAUACGACGCUGGGAUCGUCCGAGACGGGUGCUUCUUUGCCGGGUUCAUCAUGGCUGGAGAAGGACAGGGAUCUGACGAGGACGUCGAGGUUUGCUUGCGAGCUCUCAAGGAAAUGCGAUGGGCCCUCUGCAAGAGCGAGGAGCGCGAACAGAAUGUCAAGCUGGUCUGGGAGGGCAAACAGGCUAGGGCUGGACUGCCCUCGGCUCAGCAACUCUUCGAGUCUUCGCGCACCGCUUUCGGGUCUGCUCCCCAAUCCCCGUUUGGCAGCCCGCCGUAUGCGUUGUAUACCGCGAAUGGGGUCCCCCCCCAGCUCCCGAGUAUACAAGCGGUCUCUUCCAUGCCUCCGUCACCUGGCCAUCGGUUCCGCCAAUCCUCUGCUACUAGUGCUGAUGGCAGCUGGCCGAUCCCAGCUUCCAAUCGCAGUGACACUUCUUCUCCCCGCCCGAUGUCUUCGCACUCUUCCUUCCUCUCGUCAUCCAGCCAGACCCUGACGGGGUCGUCUGUCAGUCUAUCGGAUGGGGUUUCCGGCAUGGCGAGCAUGUCAAUUCCGCGCUCCACCGCGUAUUACUCUCGGGCCGGCGACGUAGGCAGCCAGAGUCACCAGCUGUACUACCCGUCCAACGACCUCAGCCAGUACAACUAUACCGCAUCCUCGGGCUCCUCGACACUCCCGUCUCGACACCCAGCAUCCGUCCUUACAACGCCCGCGGGUGGCUCCUCUGGACCACUUUCGACGACGGCCGGGGUGUACCAGCAACAUCAAAAUAGAUACUUUGACCCUACCGCCGCGCCGCCUGUCUACUCUUCCUCCGCGACCUCCUUCCCCGACGUCUGGCAGUGA
Gloeophyllum trabeum ATCC 11539 is the source of this 2565-nucleotide messenger RNA. RefSeq lists its product as uncharacterized. The coding region runs from base 1 to 2565 and encodes 854 amino acids. The record is from RefSeq and is a predicted model, not a curated record. Gene Ontology annotation, biological process: regulation of DNA-templated transcription. The transcript is spliced from 10 exons. Gene Ontology annotation, molecular function: DNA-binding transcription factor activity, RNA polymerase II-specific; zinc ion binding. Lineage: Eukaryota; Fungi; Basidiomycota; Agaricomycetes; Gloeophyllales; Gloeophyllaceae.